AUGAGAUGUACUAGACCCGACUUAGCAUAUGUUGUGAGCAGGCUAAGUAGAUACACUAGUAAUCCAAGUACGGAUCAUUGGAAAGCUAUCACAAGGGUGCUCAGAUACGUAAGAUACACAAGAGACUAUGGAUUGCAAUAUACCCGUGAUCCAGCAGUGAUCGAAGGAUACACUGGUGCGAACUGGACAUCGGAUAUAAAAGAUCAUAGAUCCACAAGUAGUUAUGUGUUUACACUUGCGGGAGCGGCUAUAGCUUGGAAGUCUUCCAAGCAAACGGUUAUUGCUAGAUCCAAGAUGGAAUCCGAGUUCGUCGCUUUGGAUAAAAGCGGGGAAGAGUCGGAGUGGUUACGUCAAUUUGUGGAAGAUAUUCCAAGAUGGCCAAAGCCUUUGGCGGCGAUUGCAUACAUUGUGACAAUCAAUCGGCGAUUGUUCGAGUCAAAGCUCAAUGUACAAUGGCAGAUCAAUUCACAUUCGACGUAG
Messenger RNA from Helianthus annuus (common sunflower), 480 nucleotides. Its product is annotated as secreted RxLR effector protein 161-like. The record is from RefSeq and is a predicted model, not a curated record. The transcript has a single exon. NCBI's taxonomy places the organism in Eukaryota, Viridiplantae, Streptophyta, Magnoliopsida, Asterales, Asteraceae. The coding region runs from base 1 to 480 and encodes 159 amino acids.